This is a messenger RNA of Ictidomys tridecemlineatus (thirteen-lined ground squirrel), 4625 nucleotides long. It is a transcript of the gene Farp2, whose product is annotated as FERM, ARH/RhoGEF and pleckstrin domain protein 2. NCBI's taxonomy places the organism in Eukaryota, Metazoa, Chordata, Mammalia, Rodentia, Sciuridae. The record is from RefSeq and is a predicted model, not a curated record. Gene Ontology annotation, cellular component: cytoskeleton. Gene Ontology annotation, molecular function: cytoskeletal protein binding; guanyl-nucleotide exchange factor activity.
CCCAAGUGUACUGGCCAGCUCUUGCUGAUGCAGGUGUGGAAGCGCUUGAACCUGAUCGAGUGCGACUACUUCGGGUUGGAGUUUCAGAACGUCCAGUCCCACUGGAUUUGGCUUGAACCUAUGAAACCCAUCAUUAGGCAAGUACGAAGACCAAAGAAUGCAGUGCUUCGCCUAGCUGUGAAAUUCUUCCCACCUGAUCCUGGUCAGUUGCAAGAAGAAUAUACAAGGUGAAGAGCUCACUCUGCACUGGAGCUGCGGCCCCCGGGGUCCUGUAUUUAUCUCUCUACCAUGAAUGAUCAAGAAUGGAUGAGUUAGUGUACACAUAAAAACAGAAAGUGAAGAGUAGUUAAAGCAGCGCUGUGACAGUGACUCAUGCACAGACCUGGAUGUACAGCAGGCUUAGAAGGAAGGUCGCAGGGGGGACUUGAGAACGAAGGCUGGAGGGCUGGGUCAGGGCAGCGUGGUGCCGGCAACCCCCCCCCCUCCGCCCAGGAGCAGGCCUGGCAUGAACCAGAGCCCCCGUGGGCUAGGGAGCAGCUCAGUCUGGGAGGCCUUGCAGAUGCAUGGAGCAGAGGCGUCAGGCCGUUUCUUUUGUGCUACUCCCUUUAAUUCAAGGUGGCUUUUUUGCAGAAAUGAUUGAAAGACAGUGUGAAUAGUAGUCAUCUGGUCAGUAAGGAGAUGGCAACUCCUUUCUUGUGCUUUUUUUUUUUUUCCUCCUGUAUGUUAAAAAAAGAGAGAGCGGAGAGAGCAAGAACUAAAACAGGACCUAAAAGCCAGCUUGAAGCCCCAGGUCAGCUGCAGGUCACAGAGGACGGGGUCCUUGUCAUAGCAGCAGCAGAGCGCCUCUCUGCCCUGAGUCCCGGCUGGACCCACAGCAUCUCAGAAACUCUGAAAGGUUUCUUGAGGUCAUGUUGACAUCUGGGAAUCGGGGACAGUCACAGCGAGGAGAGGGAGAGAGCUCUUGCCCUCCGCCUCUGUUUUGAGGUUGAGGGGACCCCACUGCAGGGCUACAGAGUGCCUCUGCGAGUGAACAGAGUGUAGCUGGCAGCCUGUUGAGUCUCUGGAGGGACUCGCUCUGAAAUAGGUCUCCUAACCCUUGUUGGUAACAGGAAGUGCCCUCUAAGUGAGAACCCUGGCCUCGACCUUAGCAGUCAGACGCGGAGUCAGUUUGACCUUUGCUUCCCUUGGCCUCAUUUUUAAGCAGUCAGCCCUUUUUUUAUUUAUUAAAAAGUACAUGGUUUUGACAAAAGGAAAACUUUUCCACGUCACAGCAUGUAGAAUAAAAAGCUGAAGUUCUCUGUCCUGCUCACAGACCCCACUCUCCAGGUACUUGUUUGCCUUGCAACUCAAGAGAGACCUCCAGGAAGAGCGCUUGGCCUGCACUGCCACCACAGCGGCCCUGCUCACAGCCCACCUCCUGCAGGCGGAAAUAGGAGAUUACGAUGAGGCCCUGGAUCGAGAACACCUCAAGGCCCAUGAGUACUUGCCUGGCCAGGAGUGCUGUCUCGAGAAGGUCCUGGACUUCCAUCGGAGGCACAUGGGCCAGACGCCUGCUGAGUCGGAUUUCCAGGUGCUGGAGAUUGCUCGCAAGCUGGAGAUGUAUGGUAUCAGAUUCCACACAGCUUCCGACAGGGAGGGGACCAAGAUUAACCUGGCCGUGUCGCACAUGGGUGUCCUGGUGUUCCAGGGAACCACCAAAAUCAACACCUUCAACUGGUCCAAGGUCCGUAAACUGAGCUUUAAGAGGAAACGGUUUCUUAUCAAACUCCACCCGGAGGUCCAUGGACCCUACCAGGACACGUUAGAAUUCUUGUUGGGGAGCAGAGAUGAGUGUAAGAACUUCUGGAAGAUCUGUGUGGAGUACCACACCUUUUUUAGACUUCUUGACCAGCCCAAGCCAAAGGCAAAAGCUGUCUUCUUCAGCCGGGGCUCCUCCUUCCGAUACAGUGGGAGAACUCAGAAGCAGCUGGCAGAGUACGUCCGAGACGGUGGGGUGAGGAGAACGCCGUAUGAAAGGUGGCACAGCAAGACCCAGGCAUCCCUCCGUGCUCUGACUGCAGACCUGCCAAAACAGAGCAUCUCAUUGGCCGAGGGCUUGAAGACUUCUGCCUCCCUGUCUCCAGCAAAUGUCUCCUGGGGUCCAUUCCUCUCCUCCCCGGGGUCCCCUCCUGGCCUGCCCAGCUUUGAGGACAGCAGCAGCCCCCUUAUAGACCCCCCAGCUCCCGACGCCAAACGUGCAGCCUCUGAGUGGAGCCGCAGAGCAGCAGCUGGAGGCCCCGGCCUGCCCUCAGCCCCCCCGCCCGGGCCCCCCGAGCCCCAGCUGGCUCCAGGCCUUUCUGUGGACGGUGCUCAGCCUUCUUCCUCCAGCCAGAGGAGCCCCCUGAGCCUGCACCCCAUACUGCAGGUCACUCUGGGCCCAGCCGAGCAGGGCUUGGGCCCCCUCCUGAGCCCUGCCCUCAGUGAGGCUGCUGGAGCCCAGACACAGGACCAGGAGGAACCUCUGCACAAGCUCAUGCCAGAAGACGAGGCCUAUUUCAUAGCCAAGGAGAUUCUUGCUACAGAACGGACGUAUCUGAAGGAUCUAGAAGUGCUCACUGUGUGGUUCCGCAGCGCCGUGGCCAAGGAGGGUGCCAUGUCCGCGGCCCUGAUGACCCUGCUCUUCUCCAGCAUCGACCCCGUCUACAAGUUCCACAGAGGCUUCCUGCACGAGGUGGAGCACAGGCUGGCACUCUGGGAGGUUCCCCCCGGCACCAACACGCCAGGUGACCACCAGCGCAUCGGAGACGUCCUGCUACCAGCCAUGCGCCAGCUAAAGGAGCUCACCAGCUACUUCCAAAGGCAUGACGAAGUCCUGACAGAACUGGACAAGGCCACCAAGCGCUGCAGGAAGCUGGAGCUGCUCUACCAAGAGUUCGAGCUCCAGAAGGUCUGCUACCUGCCUCUCAGCGCAUUCCUGCUGAAGCCCCUCCAGCGGCUGGUGCGCUACCGUCUGCUGCUGAGCCGCCUGUGCCAGCACCACCCACCAGGCCACCGGGAUCAUGCCGACUGCCGCGACGCCUUGAAGACCAUUACAGAGGUGACCACCACGCUCCAGCACAGCCUCACCCGCCUGGAGAACCUGCAGAAGCUGAUGGAGCUGCAGCGGGAGCUGGUGGGCGUGGACAGCCUCGUCGCCCCCGGGAGGGAGUUCAUCCGGGAGGGCUGCCUGCACAAGCUCACCAAGAAGGGCCUGCAGCAGAGGAUGUUCUUCCUGUUCUCAGAUGUGUUGCUGUACACAAGCAAGAGUGCAGCAGGGACCAGCCACUUCCGGAUCCGGGGUCUCCUUCCACUCCGUGGCAUGCUGCUGAUAGUGCUGGACCCACCGGUGGAGGAGAGCGAGAGCCAAUGGGCUGCUCCUUACUGCUUCACCAUUUAUGCAGCACAGAAGACAGUUGUGGUGGCAGCCAGCACGCAACAGGAAAGGGAGAAGUGGAUGCUGGACCUGAAUGCUGCCAUUCAAGCAGCCAGGAGCAGCAGCACCCCGUUCCCGGAGCUGCCAGGGGGCAUCUUGUGCACGCAAGCCCCCAGGUCCUCUGAUGAGACGUCACCGGAGCAGGAGUCUGAAGAAGAUGCCCGGGGGACCCGAGGCUCCCUGGAGGGGCAGGUCCAGCACCGGGCCAACACCAUGAUGCACGUGUGCUGGUAUCGCAACACGAGUGUGUCCAGGGCUGACCACAGUGCCGCUGUCGAGAACCAACUCUCAGGGUAUCUGCUGAGAAAGUUCAAAAACGGUGACGGCUGGCAGAAGCUCUGGGUGGUCUUCACCAACUUCUGUUUGUUCUUUUACAAGACUCAUCAGGACGACCACCCCCUGGCCAGCCUCCCUCUGCUGGGCUAUAGUGUGAGUGUCGCCACGGAGGCUGAUGGCAUCCACAAAGACUAUGUUUUCAAGCUGCAGUUCAAGUCCCACAUCUACUUCUUCCGGGCUGAGAGCAAGUAUACGUUUGAGAGGUGGAUGGAGGUGAUCCAGAGGGCCGGCACCUCACCUGGGCGGCCUCCAAGAUUCCUGCAGGACUGUCCACAUGCUGCCUCAGGGUCUGAAGGGGCAGUCAGGGAGGAGGAAGAGUGAACCCAUCUGGCCUGGACCAGGACCUGCUGUGGAAGGCUGUGGACAGCAGACCCAGCUGGGGCCCCAGAGCUUCCGGCCAGGCAGGAGGCGGCACCAACAGCACUGGAGGCCUCAGGGACGCCCUGGCUUUUCCCCUCACAAUGCAGUGCAGGCCAGUGGGUGGCUGGGAAACACAUGUCUCCAUCUCACAGGUUCUCAAAAGGGACAUAGAACCCUGCUUGGAGUGUGGGGCAGGGCCCCAUCUGAGGGCAGGCCUUGAACAACCAGGCAGAUAGCCCCACACCUGCCUGCAGCCCCAUGGCCCCAGCUCCAUCCACAUCAGUCAGGCCUUGGAUGCAGGCCCUGCAGAGGCCCCAGGCUGGCCCAGGGGUCCCUGCAAGGUUAGUCUAGCGGAGCUGACCAGUCUCUACUCCAUGGGCCUCUGGAACAGCAGAGCUGAGCCCCUGGCCAGGGAGGAGUCACAUGCCACCUGUUAACUUUUGUGACUGAAGAUAAACAGCAUCUUCUCACCCGCCUA